This is a messenger RNA of Cantharellus anzutake, 2589 nucleotides long. RefSeq lists its product as uncharacterized. Gene Ontology annotation, biological process: rRNA catabolic process. The coding region runs from base 1 to 2550 and encodes 849 amino acids. The transcript is spliced from 15 exons. The record is from RefSeq and is a predicted model, not a curated record. Gene Ontology annotation, molecular function: RNA binding; 3'-5'-RNA exonuclease activity; endonuclease activity. Gene Ontology annotation, cellular component: nuclear exosome (RNase complex); cytoplasmic exosome (RNase complex). NCBI's taxonomy places the organism in Eukaryota, Fungi, Basidiomycota, Agaricomycetes, Cantharellales, Hydnaceae.
AUGGAUUUGAUGGAGUCCCCUCUCUUCACCGUGCCUAUCAUCCUUCUUCAGACAGUCCUGGAAGAAGUCCGGCAUCGCUCGUUGCCCUUAUACAAUCGUUUGAAAGUCCUUACGACCGCCGAUGCCAAGGUUGUUGUCCUGCUAACGGAUGACGUGGAGAAUCGUACCCGUGCAGCCAAGGAAAAUAUUCCAACAAGUUCUCUCUCGAAAUACGUGGAAGGAAUGAAGGAAGCUGCCCAACUGAUAGAUGUAGUCGCAUCUCCCACCGAGAGUCCGGAGCUGCUAGUCACCGGCUCAAGACCGGAACUGUACACCCAGCACCUUCCAGCGGCGGAGUGUUUAGCUGGAAUUAAGAGUGGACACCUUUACCAGGGAUAUUUUAAUGCUAACACUUUCAAUUACCUGGAGGGCAGUGUAAAUUCUACCGUAUUCGAUCGACCUGUUUUGUUGGUCGGACGAGAGCAUAUGAAUCGUGCUGUCGAUGGUGAUGUCGUUGUGAUUGAAGUUUUCCCCAAAUCAGAAUGGAGGGCUCCAGGAGACGAAGUUAUUGAUCAAGAUGCUGCUCUGAAGAAUGAUGAUGCUGAUGAUUCUGAUGUCGAAAGUGAGGAGGGUGAAAACGAAGCUAUCAUUAAGGAGAGGGAGCUGUUGCGAAGAGAAGCUGAAGAGCGCCUAAAGAAGAAACACGGAGACGGUUCCCAGCCUACUGGAAGAGUCGUUGGUAUAAUUAAACGCAAUUGGCGCCCAUAUGUUUGCCAUAUAGACAAGACGUCAUUGACCACGAUUCUACGUACGUCCACCGCACAGCAGAGCGUCUUUGCCACACCGGUGGACCGGAAACUUCCUCGUAUCCGGAUACGCACGCGACAAGCACCGCUCCUCCUCGAUCAGAAAAUCCUUGUCACUAUAGACCGUUGGGAUUCAAAUAGUCGUUACCCAGAAGGCCACUUUGUUCGCGCUCUCGGCCAAGUAGAGAGCAAAGAAGCCGAACAAGAAAGUUUACUGCUGGAGUUUGAUGUUCCUUAUCGCCCAUUUGGUCGAGCUAUUUUAGAUUGUUUGCCCAAAGAAGGAGAGCGGUGGACCGUCCCCAACAAAGUCCCUAAUGAUCCCAUCUGGAAAGGGCGGGAGGAUCUAAGGCCAUUACAUAUAUGCAGUAUUGAUCCACCAGGUUGCCAAGACAUUGAUGAUGCUCUGCAUGCGCACAUUCUUCCAAACGGAAACAUUCAAGCUGGUGUUCACAUCGCUGAUGUUUCCCAUUUUGUGGCACCCGACACCCCGAUGGACAGUGAAGCGGCGGCACGUGGAACGACUGUAUAUCUUGUCGAUAAGAGAAUCGACAUGUUGCCUGCUCUUCUUGGCACCAAUUUGUGCUCUCUGAGACCCAAUGUAGAGCGGUUGGCGUUUUCUGUGAUUUGGGAACUGACUCCUAACGCUGAGAUCGUCAGUGUGCGAUUCACAAAAUCAGUAAUAGCAUCCAAAUCAGCGUUUACGUAUGAGCAGGCCCAAAUGCGCAAAGACGAUCCGAACCUUCAGGAUGAGAUCACCAAAUCCAUUCGACUUCUACACUCACUAGCCGUUCAAUUGAGGGCCGCUCGUAUGAGAGCUGGGGCUUUAAAUCUGGCGUCUCCGGAAGUGAGGAUUCACCUGGAUAGCUCAGAAUCGUCGGAUCCCAUUGACGUGGAACGAAAAGCUUUAUACGAGACGAACAGUCUUGUCGAAGAAUUCAUGUUACUGGCGAAUAUCAGCGUAGCAAAGAAGAUACAAGAGACAUUCCCUUUAACGGCCGUAUUGAGGCGUCACCUACCACCUCCGGCAACAGGUUUUGAGAAGCUCAAGGAUUUACUGUCAAAGCUCAAGGGCAUAGACAUAGACGUCUCGAGUUCUCGGGCUCUGGCUGCUUCAUUAGAUAAAUGCGUCGACCCGAAACAGCCGGCUUUCAACACUCUGGUUAGGAUAAUGGCCACUCGUUGUAUGCUAGCGGCGCAGUACUUUUGUUCUGGAAGCGCGUCCCCCAAUCAGUUUGGUCAUUACGGACUUGCUACUCCCAUUUACACACAUUUCACUAGUCCCAUCCGUCGUUACGCAGAUGUGUUGGUACAUCGACAACUAGCAGCAGCGAUUGGGUUCACUUCUCUACAUGGUUCUCUUCAUUCCAAAUCAUACGUCGAGAAUGCGAUGGAUGUUGUUAAUCGACGGCACCGUCUGGCGCAGAUGGCCGGAAGAGCAAGCGUCGAGUUUUACGUAGGUCUCGCACUCCAAGCCCGGAUCAAACGGCUGCCGAAGGACCCAAAUUCCUCUGUCGGAGUGUUGGAGGAUGCAUUUGUCAUCCGGGCGUUCCGUAAUGGGGUAUCCGUCUUCGUCCAUGGGUUGGGUCUGGAAGGGUUAAUCAUCUUCAGAGGCGAGGUGGAGUAUGAUGCAGAUUCGUAUCGAGUGACGAUUCCCACCCCCACUGGCAAACGGACCAUAGCUGUGUUUGACAAUAUUCGGGUCAAUAUUUAUGUCGAAAGGGAUCGGAAUACUCAGCGAGGGAAAGUUCGAAUGGAGAUUAUGUAAAGACUUUGUCAUGCUCUCGCAAUAGCAAUCGUGGCAGAA